GAAUGAUAGUGAAUGCGAAGGAAGGGUUCGCCCAACAACACUUAUUUGACACUCCCUAAAUUCUCUCUUGAUCUUUUAAAAGCAGACGGUGCUGGCGUUUUGGAGAUAAAAAAGACCAGCCACACCGCCCUUGGGAGAUGUCACUCUGAGUAUGGAAGAGUCGUCACAAGGGUAAGCUUGGCGUGGGUUGCCUACGUGACGGUGGUGUGGAGGAGGGAGCUUGCAACAGGGUGAGUCUUCAGUGAAAGAGAGAUACGACCUCGGAGGAUCCAGCAUUUGACCUCUGCUAACGUCACUAACUCACACUUAUCAAGAAGAUCGAGAGCAUCGGGAGGAUGACGGCCCUGACGCAGGAGGAGGUGGUGUCCCACACGCGGACGGUGGUGCAGGGGUUGGAGGCCCUGCGGAACGAGCACAACUCCAUCCUGACGGGCAUCAACAACUCCAUCACCUCCGCCCAGCACCACCCGCCGGACUCCAAUGUCUUUUCGGAGAAGGCCGGCAUCAUACAGAAGUCCCUCGACCAGAUCGAGCUCGGGCUCUCCGAAGCUCAGAUUAUGCUGGCACUGGCCUCCCACCUGCAGACGGUUGAGGCUGAGAAACAGAAGCUGCGUGCACAGGUUCGGCGACUUUGCCAGGAGAACGCGUGGUUGAGGGACGAGCUGGCCUCCACCCAGCAGAAGCUGCAGGCCUCUGAGCAGCAUGUAGCACAGCUGGAAGAAGACAAAAAGCACCUCGAGUUUAUGUCCACCAUCAAGAAGUACGAUGCAGACGUACAGGACUCAGAAUCAUCAAUGGAAGAAAAGAAAGACAAAAGUGAUGAUCCCGUUGUAGACCUAUUUCCAGACGACGAUGCCGAUGACAGGGCUGGUUUAAAGAGAAGCGGGGAUUUUGGUUCUCAGGCGUCUUUAGCUGCCAUGUCCCCAACUCCACCGUCCCAGUUCGCACAGCAGGUGAAUGCUGGUUAUGAAAUACCAGCUCGUCUUCGUACUUUGCACAAUCUAGUAAUCCAAUAUGCCUCACAGGGACGCUACGAGGUGGCAGUUCCUCUGUGCAAACAAGCACUGGAGGACCUUGAGAAGACCUCUGGACAUGACCAUCCUGAUGUGGCAACUAUGCUCAAUAUCCUGGCUCUUGUCUACAGGGACCAGAAUAAAUACAAAGAGGCAGCGAACCUCCUAAAUGAUGCGCUCGCCAUCCGAGAGAAGACCUUGGGAGAGAACCACCCUGCAGUCGCAGCCACCCUAAAUAACCUAGCUGUGUUAUAUGGGAAGCGAGGCAAAUACAAGGAGGCCGAGCCUCUGUGCAAGAGAGCCCUGGAAAUCCGCGAAAAGGUGUUAGGCCGCGACCACCCUGAUGUGGCCAAGCAACUCAACAACUUAGCCUUACUUUGUCAGAACCAGAUCUCUCAGGAGGAGCGUAGAGGGGUGCCUAAGGAGGAGCUUCUCGGCAAGUACGAAGAAGUAGAGCGGUAUUACCAGCGAGCAUUAGAAAUUUACGAAUCGAAGUUAGGUCCUGACGACCCCAAUGUAGCCAAGACGAAGAACAACCUGGCCUCAGCAUACCUCAAACAAGGGAAGUACAAGGAGGCUGAGAUCUUGUACAAGCAGGUUCUCACGAGGGCUCAUGAGAGGGAGUUUGGUGCCAUUGACGGCGACAACAAACCCAUCUGGCAGGUGGCUGAGGAGCGUGAGGAGAACAAGAACAAGGUGAAGGACUCUGCUCCCUAUGGCGAGUAUGGCGGCUGGCACAAGGCGGCCAAGGUUGACUCGCCAACUGUGACCACGACCCUGAAGAACCUGGGUGCCCUUUACCGGCGCCAGGGCAAGUACGAGGCGGCUGAGACCCUGGAGGAUUGCGCCAUCCGGUCACGUAAGGAGGCCGUCAAUCUGGUCAAGGACGGGAUGACGCCCGAGGGAAGCCGACGACUCUCAGCCUCAAGGGACAGACUCCGCAGGGGGUCACGAGAGUCCCUCAACUCAGCUGAGUUCGAUGCCAACGACGAUUAUGAGUAUGGGCGUCUGCGGAGGUCCAGCUCUUUCUCCAAGUUACGGGCAUCCAUAAGAAGAUCCAGUGCCAAGUUGGUGCACAAGCUCCGCGGCCGAACGGAAUUGGAGGUCGAUGACACGGCUGCAAGACUGAAACGGGCAAGUUCACUGUCCGUUCUUAGUGGAGAGGAGCCCCAGAAACAGUCCUUACAGGUUCCCCUAGCUGUGCGUGGUCGAGCAGUGAGCUCAGAACACCUUUCCCGACCAGCUGCUUCUGCCUCGCCUGGCCUGCGCUAGAGACUACUUUCAUGCUCGCUGUUCCUUCUGCGUUAAUGUUACCUAUCAUAAGCAAUGGGGAAGAUCUAAUCAUGGUAGAUUACAAGAGCCUCCUGUCCUUGCUUUUCCACAUAAGGACAGAGAAUUGUUCUUUAUGUUCUGUACGUAAGCAACCUAACAGAGCAGUCUUUAGAUAUGUGUUUUUAUAGAUUGUUCCUAUGAAAAUUCUAUCUAUGUCUGUUGUGUGUGUGCAGGACUUUAGUAACCAUAACCCAUUGUUAGUGACAGUUAACGGUGGGGCAUUUAAAACUUUGAGAAAGUUACUUUGCAUGACAUAGUACAUCAAGAGCAGUUGUGUAUAAAAUAAGGACAGGUAUUAAAACAUCUAUCACAUUGCAUCAUUGAUUUUAUGCAAUUGAAAUUGGAAAUUGGAGAGGCAGAAUAAUAGAAUAAAAAAUGAAAUAAUAAAGCCCAAAUUAGCAGAUGGCAGCCUGGUCUUCCAGUUUGAAAAAUGGGUAGGAAACCAAGGACAGAAAACCAAGGGGUACUGAUAUGCAUUGGGACAGGUAACGGAAUUUUAGAUUUUUACAGGAUGAAAAUGUAUAAAAUAAAGAGGAGAAAUUUAUGGAUUUCAACACUGGAAAGUCAAAAAAGAAAAAAAAAAUACGUAGAUUAGAAAUGGGUGUCUUGUUUUGUAGUACCAUCACUGACACAUUCAUUGCAUUGUGUUUGGAUGCCUAAGCUGCAUUUGAAUCCCUGAAACUGGUAGAGUGUAGUUACCAGAGAAUAACAAUUACAUAAUGUGCUAUAGUCUGCAUAUAGUUUCCAAAGCCUCAUAAUAGCAUGUUCCAAAGUACUCAUCUCUUAGCCUGGACAGAACUUUUGUCCAUGCAGCUCUUCUGAUUUUCUGCACAUGUAUAGUCACAAAAUGGCCAAGAAUUUCCUUUUUGUAAUUUAAAUGAAUCCAUUAUUGCAAUCUUGAGUGAGAGGUGUGCAUGUGAAAAAAGAAAAUAAAAAAAAGUUUAUAUUUAAUAAAUAUUUAAUAAUUCAGUGUCUCUGUACUGGCAGAACAUAAAAUUUACAUUUGAUGUCAUGAUAGAGUGCUUUAUUGAACAAGGCAUUGACAUACCAUUCCAGGAGGAUCUUGAUAGCUAUCUAGUCUUUUAUUUAUGAGAUUUGUGUCAUUUCACUUUUUAGUUUCUUACAUUGUGGAUUUUGGUAUGUUGUUGUAAAUGGCUAUAUUGUACAUUUCCAGUUUUGUAUUACUUAAUUUGGUUAAGAUGAUUUUGUGUUAUAUUUAUUUCUGUAAUAGUUUUGUGUCUAGGUCAAAAUUAUACAAAGAAUAUAUUGUUUUAAAUUCAUUCAUGAUUCUCAUGAGCAAAACUAUUUUUCAGUGUAGUUUUAAGGACCAUAUGCAUUAUAUCCACCAAGAAGAAAAUGAUGCACAUCCUGUUGUGGAUGAAGCUAUAGUUACCCUUGAACCAGUGUCCCAUACAGGGUUAAAUAUAUACACAAUAUGAGGAAAAUAUCCCUGAAAACAGUUAUUAUCCCACUAGUGACUAAAAAGAAUUACGAGAUUUGGGCCACAAGUUCCCGUCUCUUAGUUCAGAAGGAAGAUAGUUGUACUGUGAUUCUUGCACUUCCAGUACUAUAUAAAUACAGUUGCUGGCAGUAUAGGAAUGUUAGUCAACUGGUAUAUCUUGCACAGGGGUUGUAAAGAUUUCAUCAUUUCAGCUGUCUGAACGUUCACAACCUAACUUUUUUGUUAGCUUCAUGUCUGCUUUUGUCUGUGCAUUCCCACGGUGACACAGCAACCGAUGUAGGAAAAGUUAUCAAUAAACAACUUGAUGGCUUAUG
Penaeus vannamei (Pacific white shrimp) is the source of this 4121-nucleotide messenger RNA. The record is from RefSeq and is a predicted model, not a curated record. Lineage: Eukaryota; Metazoa; Arthropoda; Malacostraca; Decapoda; Penaeidae.